Nyctereutes procyonoides (raccoon dog) is the source of this 2776-nucleotide messenger RNA. RefSeq names its product cell cycle control protein 50C-like. The coding region runs from base 118 to 1191 and encodes 357 amino acids. Gene Ontology annotation, biological process: phospholipid translocation. The record is from RefSeq and is a predicted model, not a curated record. Lineage: Eukaryota; Metazoa; Chordata; Mammalia; Carnivora; Canidae. The transcript has 7 exons. Gene Ontology annotation, cellular component: endoplasmic reticulum; Golgi apparatus; plasma membrane.
CUCCAUUCAGGGAGCCUGACAUGGGACUCGAUCCCAGGACCCCAGGAUCAUGCCCUGAGCUGAAGGCAGAUGCUCAACCAUCGAGCCACCCAGGGAUUCCCCAUAAUAAUGUUUUAAAUGUCUGAAGAGUAUAUCUCAGUCACCUGCAGGACCAAAAUGAAGAGGAUAUCCGAGGACUACCAGUCCAGAUUGCCAGACAACACUGCCCUGAAGCAGCAGCAGUUGCCUGCCUACCGGCUCCAGCUCUCAGCCACCGGAGUCCUCUCCGGCUUCUUCGCUGCGGGAGCGUUCUGCCUCGGGAUGGGCAUCAUCCUCAUUCUGUCUGCAAAGAGUAUCAAGGAGAUAGAGGUCAAAUACACAAAAAUCUGUGCAAAUUGUGCAGAACUCCGAGAAGAUGCCACUAAUUUUGACAAAGAAUGCACCUGCUCUAUCCCCUUUUACCUUUCAGAGACAAUGAAGGGUAAUGUUUAUAUGUACUACAAAUUGUAUGGUUUCUAUCAGAAUCUCUAUCAAUAUAUUCUAUCCAGAAGUAAUAGCCAACUGCUGGGUACAGACUUAAAGGAUGUUGGAAACUGUGCUCCAUUUAGCAACUCCCAUGAUGGGACCCCUAUAGCUCCUUGUGGUGCUAUUGCCAACAGCAUAUUCAAUGAUACUAUUAUUCUUUCAUACAACCUUAAUUCAUCUAUACCCAUUGAAGUCCCAAUGCUAAGAAGUAAAAUUACCUGGUGGACAGAUAAGUAUGUCAAGUUUCAGAAUCCAAGUUCCAUUAAUCUUUCUAGUGCAUUUGCAGGGACCACAAAGCCUCCAUACUGGUCUAAGCCUGUCUAUGAACUAGAUGAAGAGGAUCCAGGAAACAAUGGCUUCCUCAAUGAUGACUUCAUUGUGUGGAUGCGGACAGCCGCCUUUCCCACUUUCAAAAAACUGUACCGUCGACUCAAUCGAAUACAGUACUUUAUUGAAGGCUUGCCUGCUGGUAACUAUAGUUUCAACAUUACCUAUAAUUUUCCGGUAACCAGGUUCAAAGGAGAAAAAUCAGUUGUUCUUUCCACCUUGACAUGGAGUGGAGGCAGCAGCCUUUUUUUAGGUCUCGCCUACACAGUGACAGGAGCAGUAACAUGGUUGGCCUCCUUUUCCAUGAUGGCCAUUCACCUGAUGUUAAAAAAAAAGAAAAUGCUCUUCAUCCAGGACUAAAGUCAAGUUUUAAGAAGCGGAAAACGCAGAAAUUGACAAUGAAAUAACUAAGAGAGUCAAAGAUUUCUGACAAGGCUCAAAAUGACGAGGAUAUUUUAUCAAGGGGAACUGGAUUGACUGACCAAGUACAAUCCCAGAUAAAUAAACAAUGAGAAAUUCAGAGUUAAGGAGGGAGUAAGGGAAAAAGGGGAGAAGGAGAAGGCAUAGUCAUGUAUAGUAAAAUGUCCUUGGAAUGGGCAAGAUAAAUCAUCCUUGAAUUCUGAAACAAGUCUCUGGUAUUUAUUUGAAGCCCUCGUGCCUAAUGGUAGGUGAAUGCCUAGGAGAGAGUACCAUCAUUAGACAAAAGUAAGGUGGGGUCCCUGGGAUUAGGUGAAUCCUCUUAACCUCAGACCAUGAGUCUUCAUCACCUGGUCUAAAUUACAUACUUUCUAACAAUUGUUGAGCAUCGAAUUGAGCAAUCAGGAUGAUUUUUGUAAACUGAUUUAUUCAAUGUUCUCUCCUUUCUGUGGACUCAAAACUAAGUUUUCUCUGCUAAGAAUAUACCAAGCAAAGACCGUGGAGUGCCCUGAGCACCCACAAUACAACAAUACACCAAAAAGAAAGGCCAGAGAGCUCCCUGAAGUUAUUCAUAUAACCAAGAGGGAAGCCCUGAAAGUUACUGCUUCUCUCAAAAGUUGUAUUCAGCAUUUAAGGGCACAAAACAAUUCUCAAACUUGGGAUGACAUAUUCUAGAAUGCAAAUGAUGACAUGUAUUUAUUAUACUUAAAUUCUGUGUGUUGAGAGGGCUUCUCAGGGUUCAUCUUAAAAUGUUUGAAUCCCUAUAAAGGAGACUGAACAAAGUACUUGGUAAAGCUGCCAGGGGAAGAGUCCCCACAGAUUUGUGUGCACAGAUCUGAAUGCUUUACUUUAAAAAGCAUGUUUAUAUUUCUUUUUUAAGAUGGAGGAAGCUUUACUCCGUGAAAAAUUCCCUAGAAGAAUUUUUAUUGUUAAAGAAAAAUACAGUACCGAUACAUAUUUGUAUCUUUAGCAGCCAAGAAAGCAUUUCUUUGUUGCAACUUCCUGCAUUCACCAAAUAGUUUAGUAUUUUCCCAAAAAGACAAAAUUUCAAGUUCCAACUCUGAAAUAUAAGAAUCCCUCCCCUAUCUCACCUUCCAUCUGUAACCUGUGACUUCUGGUAUCCAGGUGUGGUAAGCCAAAUAAGGCCUUACUACCUCCCACCCCAAAGGUACCCAUGGCCCAAUCCCAGAACCAGUAAAUGUUACCUUAGAUGUCAAAAGAGCCUUUGCAGGAGAGAUUAAAUUAAGGGUAUUGUGUGGGGAUGGCAUCCUGGAUGACCUGGGUGGGCCCAAUGUGAUUGUGUGAGUCCUUAUAAGAGAAGCAGGAAAUCAGGAGAGAGUAGCAGGAAUAUGGCAAUGAAAGCAAGAGAUUGGAGCGAUGCAAGAAAGGCACUGUGACACACAGAAUGUAAGCAGCCUCCAGAAGCUGAAAAAAAGCAAGAAACAUCCUCCCCAGAAGUCUUGCUGACAUCUUGAUUUGAGACUUCUGACCCUCAGAACUGUAAGAGAAUAAAUUUAUGUGGUUUUAA